This is a messenger RNA of Gryllus bimaculatus (two-spotted cricket), 759 nucleotides long. The record is from the annotation of a GenBank genome assembly. NCBI's taxonomy places the organism in Eukaryota, Metazoa, Arthropoda, Insecta, Orthoptera, Gryllidae.
AUGAAGGUCCUUGUUGCUCUCUUCGUUUUCGCAGCCUGCGGCGCCGUUAGGGCGUCGGAUCCCGCUCUUUGGAAGCUGUGGCACGAUGGCGCGGUGCUGGUGGGACCUCCCGUAACUGAGGUGUCUGUUAACGGCGACCAGCUGCGCAACGACACCAUCACCGCCAUCGAUAACUACCUCAUCAAGCUGGACUCCGACAUCGAACGGCAGUUCGCUUGGGGCGUGAACGAGAUCCUGCAGCCGUGCGGACUCCGCUUCCGGGAGAUCAUCGACAUGCAGAUUCUGGUGACCGCUGGCAUUGCGAGCCCUGACCAGUUCGACUACCAGCUGUGGUACCUGACGCGCUCCUACGACAGCGUGGUUCAGCUGGUUCGCGAAGGAGAAGGCUCGCUAAUGCGCCUCAGCUCAGAGCAGCCCCAUUUGGGUCGCGACUCCAAGGCGGCGGUGCCCGAAUUCGCCAGCCCACGCUACACGCUCAACCAGCUCUUUUACGGCUUCGACAAAGCCGUGAUCGACCGGGACUUCGGUAUCCUGCGCAAGUGGCUCCUGGACACCUUCGACGCUGGCCACAAAGUGGUGCACGAUGCCGUACCAGUCAUUGAGGAGAACCACCGCCAGUCGUACAUGUGGCCCAUGGUGCGAUCCCUGCAGAGGGACGCUUCCACCGUAGCCGUCUACGACAUGGCCAUUCAGGCGCACUCCGCCGCCAUGUACUGGAGCGAGUACGUCCGCGCCCGCAACGACCUUUGGUCUCUCUGA